UCCCCCCGCGGGCCCCGCCCCCAGCCGGAGACCGCUAGCCGGGAAGCCGGCCCUGCCCCAAGGGUCAGCGCCGCGCGGCCACCGGGCAUCGCCGGGGCCCUGGCGAGCCGAGUCCCUGCUCUCCCGGCCUCGGUGCGACCCUCCGUCCUCAAGCUGGUCUGGCGGCAAGGGGUGACACGGGUUUUAGGGCCUGCCAGCCCCGGGAGAGGUGGACUGACUCACCGAGGCACGCUCAGUCUCUGCAAGAGCCCGGGCUCAAAUGCUGUACCCAGCAAUGCGCGGCCACAGACUGGCCCUGGGCCUAGGAUUCUGCCUGCUGUUGGGCACUGCCCUCUGCUCGCUGUGGAUGUAUUUUGAGAACUGGCUGCGGGUCUCCUAUGUUCCCUAUUAUCUCCCCUGCCCAGAGAUCUUCAACAUGAAACUGCAGUAUAAGGGGGAGAAGCCAUUUCAGCCUGUGACACAGUCACUAUACCCUCAGCCCAAGCUUCUGGAGCAAAGGCCUGCAGAGCUGCUGACUCUCACGCCCUGGUUGGCGCCCAUUGUCUCGGAGGGAACCUUCAACCCCGAGCUGCUGCAACACAUCUACCAGCCGCUGAACUUGACCAUCGGGCUCACAGUGUUUGCCGUGGGCAAGUACACCCGCUUCGUCCAGCAUUUCCUGGAGUCGGCCGAGCAGUUCUUUAUGCAGGGUCACCGGGUGCACUACUAUGUUUUUACCGACGACCCCGCAGCCAUUCCUCGGGUCCCGCUGGGCCCCGGCCGCCUCCUCAGCAUCGUCCUCAUCCAGAGGCACCCGCGCUGGGAGGAGAUCUCCACGCGCCGGAUGGAGGCCAUCAGCCGGCACAUCGCCGAGAGGGCGCACCGGGAGGUGGACUACAUUUUCUGCCUCGACGUGGACAUGGUGUUCCGGAACCCGUGGGGCCCUGAGACCCUGGGGGACCUGGUGGCAGCCAUUCACCCGGGCUACUAUGCUGUGCCCCGCCAGCAGUUUCCCUACGAGCGCAGGCAUGCUUCCACCGCCUUUGUGGCAGACAACGAGGGGGACUUCUAUUAUGGUGGGGCGGUCUUUGGGGGGCGGGUGGCCAGGGUGUACGAGUUUACUAGAGGCUGCCACAUGGCCAUCCUGGCGGACAAGGCCAAUGGCAUCAUGGCCGCCUGGCAGGAGGAGAGCCACCUGAACCGUCGUUUCAUCUCCUACAAGCCCUCCAGAGUGCUGUCCCCUGAGUACCUCUGGGAUGACAGGAAGCCCCAGCCACCGAGCCUGAAGCUGAUCCGCUUUUCUACGCUGGACAAGGACAGCAGCUGGCUGAGGAGCUGAUGGCUGAGCCAGGAUGCUGUGCAUGGGGACCCCAAGCCCUGCAGCCAGCUCACCCCGGCAGAGCGCCCGGCUCGUCCCCAGCAAGCACCCCGCUCGCCCCCGGCGGAGCACCCCAGCUUGUCCCAGCAGAGCACCCUUUACCAGUGCCCCCCUUCUCAGGCCUCAGGUGAGAUCCAUCUGGUCCUGCCUACCUCAAGUCUAUUAGCAGAAGUUCACCUGGAAAAUGGAUGUGGAAGGGCCUUUUGUAAACUGUGAAGGGCUGCGCCCACCUGAGCGGAACACCAAGAUCACACGGCAGCGUGGCCCGAGAAUGGUCAGGUGGGAAGAGGUGAAGAAGACAGAGCCGCAGGCCUGGCCCAGCAGACGUGCCUUCGGGGCAGCCCUACUCAGUGCCUGAAACCCCGCCUCUGCCCCACUUCUGUUGCCUAUUUGCCCCUAAAGUUGCACUUCUCAGACCCCGGUGUGAAAGGCAUCCAGACGCCUCUUCUCUGGCUGUAGGGGUCCCGGGUGCUGGGACGUCCCCCAGCCACACAGCGCCAACCCCUCGCUCGGCCCUGGAGUGAGUCUUUGCAACAGAACGGGCCUGGCCCUCUCUGGCCUUGAGUCUAGCCCGCACCCCACGGCGGACCACACUCUCUGGCACCGGCCCCACCUUUGUAAGGGGGUUUGGGCAGUUUUUAAUAAAGGUGACGUGCACGAA
This is a messenger RNA of Leopardus geoffroyi (Geoffroy's cat), 2018 nucleotides long. RefSeq names its product globoside alpha-1,3-N-acetylgalactosaminyltransferase 1 (FORS blood group) (gene GBGT1). Gene Ontology annotation, molecular function: globoside alpha-N-acetylgalactosaminyltransferase activity. NCBI's taxonomy places the organism in Eukaryota, Metazoa, Chordata, Mammalia, Carnivora, Felidae. The record is from RefSeq and is a predicted model, not a curated record. Gene Ontology annotation, cellular component: Golgi apparatus; vesicle; membrane. Gene Ontology annotation, biological process: carbohydrate metabolic process.